UAAGAGACUGCAACGACCUACUUCCAACGAUGUACAAACUACACGGUGCGUGGUUCAGGCUCACGCCAAAACCGAUGGAGGUACUUGCGCCACCCAUCAUACAACCACUCACUCAUCCCACCUGGCAUUACGCCAGCCCGUCCUCCUUGGCGACCAGUGGAAUCUACAGUGACGAGGACUUAGAUAGGCUCAGAGCGCAUAUAAUGUUCCCUGUGGAGAAGCCGUCUAUGUUAAACACCAUCGCUCGGGGAGCACUAGGCGAGACGAUCCCAUCUGGGAGCGUAUCAAUGUACAACCUAUUGGACGAAGACUCACUAAAUCGAAUUGCAGAAUCUGCCGGAGAAAGAGUCUGGCACGGAUUGGUUACGUUUGGGUCUGCGAGCGCAGGAAUACUCGCCAUCUUCAUCAUUGCACGCAUAGUCAAACUCAUAAUAGACACUAUAAUUCACGGCUACGCGUUGCAUUCAAUCUAUGGUUGGAGCAUGCACCUCCUCGGCGCUAUAUGGAGCUCGGUAACUCACCUGCUGAUACAUUUGGGCGGAAGGAAGAAUCAAGCAUCAGCAACCACGCCUGAGGCUCGUCCAACACCUGAAGAUGCCCCGUCCCUGACCCUUUCAAUGUCCGAAGCUCGACUUCCGAAACCCCAAGGUGAGUGUGCAAAAAGUGAAAGACUAAAGCCAACCUAUACCUACGCCGAGUUACGAAAAUACGUGGAAAACAAUUGCCACGGAACGAAUGAGUCGGUGUAAAAAUGUCAGCAUACGCUAACAUUUAAAUAUAAGGGGGGCGGGUGUAACAUCCGCAACACUUAUUUUUGCGUCGUUUAUAAUUAUUCAGUGAUAAUUGUUAACCCAUAAUUAUUAACCAAUUCUACUAUCUCGUAUAAGCUCUUAUAAUAACCUCCUAUAUCAUUAUAAUCACUAACCAAAUUUAUUAAUAUUGUAAAAUUAGAACUUACCAUCAUAGUUAUCAUCAGAGAGUUACCAUGUAGAACUUACCAUCAUAGUUAUCAUCAGAGAGUUACAAUGUGAACCUUACCAUCAUCAGAGAGUUACCAUGUAAACCCUACCAUCAUAGUUACCAUCAGAGAGUUACCAUGUGAACCUUACCAUCAUAGUAAUCAUCAGAGAGUUACCAUGUAAAACUUACCAUCGAUCGUAUUAAUUACCGUUACCACUCCCACACUUCGAGUGGGAGUUGCGCCACUGUCGGGCGACAUGGUGGGGUACCCCCACCCGCGCAAUAUCAAGCCAAGCGUCACUCCGCCGUUGCUAGGCGAAGCAGUAGUGUUCUAGUUCUCGCGUCGUCGCGAUCGGUCGACUUCUAGGAGUCUCUCCGCGUAUCCACUGAAUCUUUGCUAACUCCAAAUCAAUUGUUUAACAUUCCUAUAUCCGACUCGCGCAAAGAGUCUAGCUAAGUAACUACUCAUCGCAAAUAUUAUAAUAAAUAGUUGUAAAACAGUUUAAGGUGUUGUAUUAGUUUAAUCUCAACGAUUAUUAAUAAAUAUUGUUUACCUUAUACAUAAAA
This is a messenger RNA of Solenopsis invicta (red fire ant), 1527 nucleotides long. RefSeq lists its product as uncharacterized. The record is from RefSeq and is a predicted model, not a curated record. The transcript has a single exon. NCBI's taxonomy places the organism in Eukaryota, Metazoa, Arthropoda, Insecta, Hymenoptera, Formicidae. The coding region runs from base 30 to 749 and encodes 239 amino acids.